UUAAAUCUAACAAAUCUAACCACCAUGCUUGAAAAUAUGUUACUCGCUUGUGCAAAACCAUUUACAUAAUUGUUCAUAGUUUCUCUGGGCUAUAACUGCGAAAGCGCGUUAUGCCGAAUAGUGACUCCUCUGGUGGAAUUUACGCUCCUAUUCCGCAGACGACGAUCACGGAUUCCGAAAGCGAAGAGGAUCUGCACAGUACCAUAAUACAGCCCGCGCCCCAGCAGCAGUAUUCUAGCGUUCGAUUCGGGAAGACACUGGUCACCAUGAAUGGCAGCAGCGGAAAAGGAAAAAUGCAGUUCGUUCCUUCCCUCAAUGGAGCUGGAAUUCUGGUAGCGGGGCCGCCGCGAAACUUUGUAGUCUGUGGUGAAAAUGGCAGUACUAUUUGUAAUAAUUUGUAUAACGGGCUACCCAGUCCCAGCGAUGUUGAAGAUGCCAACGGAGUAUUUCAUGCAGAUAAUGUUGCAAUUCUGCAAGAGGCAGGCUCCACUACGGAGAGAAAAAUGUCACUUCCAAGAAAGUGUUGUUUCGUAGCUUCGCUAGCGGUUUGUUUCCUGUCAUUGAUUAUAUUCUUGUGGGUCAUUCCUUGUUCCGACGAAAUGGCCUGUCCAGCUGGAACUGAGCGAGCAAAGACACAAAACUGGAUCAAAAAUUACGAAAAAAUAGAACUAAAAGGAGUGAUUAACGUUGUAGAAGGAGUUCGAGGAAAGAGUAAGAAUCUGGUGUUGAUGUAUCGUGGCGACAAACUAUUUCCGGAGUUUGAAGAUUCGUACAAAAGAAGAAACGGGAUAAUAUCCUUGAUAGGUAGCAGUGGAAAAGUGGCCUGGUACGAUCAGAUGGUCAAUGAACCGAAAAGCAUUGACUGCACGUUAAUCGAUGCAGAUUUAAGCGGUGCACCGGAUUGCCUUGUCAUGGAUGAGUACGGUCAGUUGGAAUGCAUCAACCCGUUAUCGGGCGAAUGGAUCUGGCACUCGCCGAUAUAUGAUAGGAAAAAUAUCCUAAAACAAAAUGAUCUUUUGGAUUUCCCCUUAGUAAUUCCAGAUGUUGAUGGUGAUGGCGUGAAUGAUUUGUUUUUUAUUACGAGCUUUGGGGAAACGAAGCACAAUAAGUUUGUGAUGAUAUCCGGACGAAAAGGACAGCUAAUAGGCGAUUCCUUCAUUGUGAAGGAAUGCAUUUAUGUUCAUAAACUAAUGAUAGAUGCAGACUACAAUGUAAUGUAUAACUGUGUUCGGGAGAAAUCAGAACAGCAGCGAUCUAAACCGCUAGCUGAAUUAUACAAGCUGAUUAAACGAAAGGCACUUGAUAUGAAAAAAAUUAAAAAGCAGAAGAGCUUCUCUCAACAUAAAUUUUACGGCCAAAGAAAGAACACAGAAAAGCAAAGAACCAUUACGUAUGUUGGUGGUAAACAGUUAGUAAUCGAAAAUCGAGGCAGAUGCCCCGAAAAUUGUACAGCUUCAGUAUUAUUGACCGAAAAGGCUAGUGGUAAACUAUUGUGGGAUAUAUCCGGCAAACAAUUGUAUGGUAUGCAACCCGUUCGGUUGAGCUUCAAUAAUUUUGCAGCUGAUAAUCGCUCCACUACCUACGGAUUCGUUAUAAAGUUUUGGGAAUGGAGCCAAGAGGAACCGGACAAUCGGAGCAAUCGCGAAAAGCGUGAGUCCCCUACACCCAAUCCUUUUUCACGGCUUCUGGUGAAAAAACAAACCUGGGUACUGCCGGACGAUAAAACCGAAUCGGAAUAUUCGGAAAAGAUGCGCCGCAGCGUAAAUCAAACCUUGCGCCCAGGUAUUUAUAAAACUAGGAUGCGAUACCUCAAGGAAAUGGUCAAACUUAUCGUCUUUAAUUCCACCGAUAUUAAAAUCGAAAAUACCAGUCAAUCCAAUGUAAUUCAGUUCUGCCGCGAGAAUGUAAAAGAUGCUGCUGAUGUCGUUUGUCAGCCGGACCUAAAUUAUCAGGAAAAUUCUUUACUAAUCGCUGAUUUAGAUAAUGACGGCUCCCAGGAACUAGUCUCCUAUUAUUCUACAUUCGUUAAAACCGAACCAGAAGCAGGAGAACGUUCCAGUAUGAAACUUAAAACGUUCGUUCAACUAUUGCGACUUGAGUCUGAGCUCCCGAAACUUUAUAAUACUGUCGACUCGAUAAAAAACUAAACGAACCAAUAAGUAAACCGGGCGGGAAUCUGUAAGAAAUAAUGUGUGAUCUCAUGCUUAGUCAGAAUGAGAAAUAUUCUCGUAUUUAGAGUUUAGAUUUACAGUCAUAUUAUGGAUCUCGAUGUUUGUAAGAAGCACUUUUGUGGACGUAGAUCUAGUCAAAUCAACGGAAAGCCUAUAGUUUUAAAUGAUGCACGUUGUCAAAGAACAAUUUUUAAUAGAUCCUCACUAAUGUUAACUAUUUAUAUUGCACUCUGCUUAAAUGUAUAGUAACAUCAGUCCCUAAAAAUAGGAACAGACUAAA
Sabethes cyaneus is the source of this 2451-nucleotide messenger RNA. RefSeq lists its product as uncharacterized. Bases 111 to 2147 code for a protein of 678 amino acids. The record is from RefSeq and is a predicted model, not a curated record. The transcript has 2 exons. Lineage: Eukaryota; Metazoa; Arthropoda; Insecta; Diptera; Culicidae.